This is a messenger RNA of Cooperia oncophora, 357 nucleotides long. NCBI's taxonomy places the organism in Eukaryota, Metazoa, Nematoda, Chromadorea, Rhabditida, Trichostrongylidae. The record is from the annotation of a GenBank genome assembly.
CUCUUUGUACUCAUCAACUACAAUGAAAAUGAACAAACAUUACUCAUACGACUCUGGUUAGUGGUGAAACUUGAGCGAAAUGCUACUAUUUGCAGUUGUACGUCUUCACUACGAAUAUUCGACAGUUCUCCGGACGGUCUGGUAGAUCCGGAAGAAGAACCGAGCUUUACCUUCUGCGGCCACGAAAUCGCUCCUGGAACUACAUUCUACUCCAGGUUGCUUACUUUGGAUGAGCAUCUUCUUCUCCAAAUCAUACACGGCGAAGCAUCAUCAAAAGGUUUCAUGGGUGAAUACAAAUUUUCAUCCAAAGACAACUACAUGAUUGAUGGUGUCGAAAUAGCAAGAUUGCAGCUAUAG